AUGUGUGGAAUUUUCGCGUGCCACCAUCACCCGGAUGUGCAAAAGUUCAAGCCUACCGCUUUGCGCAUGGCCAAGGCUGUGCGCCAUCGCGGUCCCGAUUGGAGUGGAAACUUCUGCGCCGAGAGCACUAUCCUGGCGCACGAGCGUCUGAGCAUUGUCGGUGUUGACUCCGGUGCCCAGCCCCUCGUCAACGAUGACAGCACCCUCGCCCUCGCCGUCAACGGUGAGAUCUACAACCACCGCCUCAUUCGCAAGAACCUUCGCCACAAGUACGACUUCAAGACACACUCUGAUUGUGAAGUUAUCAUUCCCUUGUAUGAGGAGUAUGGCCUUGAUGCCCCCAAGCACCUUGAUGGCAUGUUCUCUUGGGUUCUUUGGGAUAAGAAGCAGGACCGUGUUGUUGCUGCCCGUGACCCCAUCGGUAUCACCAGCUUCUACCUUGGCCGGUCCUCGUCGACUCCCGGCGCCGUCUACUUUGCCUCUGAGCUCAAGUGUCUGCACCCCACCGACUCCCUGACCCGCUACUUCGAGCCCAAGUGGUGGAACCCUGCCAACGUCCCCUCGACCCCUGUUGACUACAAGGUAGUCCGCCACAGCCUCGAGAAGGCCGUCCGCAAGCGUCUGAUGGCCGAGGUUCCCUACGGUGUUCUGCUGUCUGGUGGUCUCGACUCCAGUUUGGUCGCUUCUAUCGCCCAGCGCGAGACGCUCCGCAUGGCUGAAGCUGCCCGCAACGCGCCUCAGAACGUCAACGCAGACGGCGAGUUGGUUGGCAUUGACGACGAAAAUGAUCUAUCGACCGUCACCACCUUCCAGCAGCUGCACUCAUUCUCCAUCGGCCUUCCCGGUGCCCCCGAUACCACCGCGGCCAUUGAGGUCGCCAAGUUCCUCGGCACUAAGCACCACCCCUUCACCUUCACUGUUGAGGACGGCCUCGAUGCUCUCUCUGACGUGAUCUACCACCUCGAGACCUACGAUGUUACCACCAUCCGUGCCUCUACUCCCAUGUACCUGCUCUCCCGUAAGAUCAAGGCCAUGGGUGUCAAGAUGGUUCUGAGUGGUGAGGGUUCCGACGAGAUCUUCGGUGGCUACCUCUACUUCCACGCUGCCCCCAACAAGGAGGAGCUCCAUAAGGAGACUGUCCGCCGUGUGAAGAACUUGCACUUGGCUGACUGCCUCCGUGCCAACAAGUCCACAUCCGCGUGGGGUCUUGAGGCCCGUGUUCCUUUCCUCGACAAGGAAUUCCUCGAGACCUGCAUGGGUGUCGAUCCCCAAGACAAGAUGAUCACCCCCGAGCGUAUCGAGAAGCACAUGCUGCGCAAGGCCUUCGACACCACUGAUGAGCCUGAGACCGCUGCCUACUUGCCUGACAAGAUUCUCUGGCGCCAGAAGGAGCAGUUCAGCGAUGGUGUUGGCUACAGCUGGAUUGAUGGCCUCAAGGAUGAGGCUGAGCGCCAAGUCACCGAUGAGAUGAUGAAGAACCCUAAGCCCCAAUGGGGCACUGACGUUCCCGACACCAAGGAGGCAUACUGGUACCGUACCAUGUUCGAUGAGCACUUCCCUCCUUACUGUGCCGGCACUGUCGAGCGCUGGACCCCUACCUGGUCCAAGCAGAGCGACCCCAGUGGAAGAGCCAUCGCCAUCCACAACCAGAAGUAUGACGAGUCGGAGUAA
This is a messenger RNA of Penicillium verrucosum, 1671 nucleotides long. RefSeq names its product asparagine synthetase B. Gene Ontology annotation, cellular component: cytosol. The transcript has 10 exons. The record is from RefSeq and is a predicted model, not a curated record. Lineage: Eukaryota; Fungi; Ascomycota; Eurotiomycetes; Eurotiales; Aspergillaceae. Gene Ontology annotation, molecular function: asparagine synthase (glutamine-hydrolyzing) activity. The coding region runs from base 1 to 1671 and encodes 556 amino acids.